UCCUCCUACCCUGCACUGACUGAAGCUGGGUCACUGCUUUCUGCUACUGUUGUGGUUCAUUUCAGAAAUGGCUCACACCUGACUGCUCUCGAUCAAUAGUUUCAGCCCGUGUCGCUGAGGGAAUGGAGAUUUGUGGUCUCUAGCUGCUCUUUCUUCGGUGUUAGCCUGCGACCAGGAGUUCACCAUGAUGCAGAUGACCUUUGAACUGUCAGACAGCGUGACGCUCCUGUUUGACUUCUGGGAUGUACAGGGACCUGCAGGAAUGCUGUUGACGGUGUUCGUGGUCUUCUUGCUCACCGUCUUCUACGAGGUGCUCAAAGUGUGGAGGGUUUGGAUCGGGGUGAAGACAAAGAUGGCUAAACAUCAGGCUAUGUACGCCUACCCUCCAUCAGCACGCUGCGACAACAACUCUGUGCUGGAGAACAGCCCGUCUGAAUCCUCGCUGACCCCCAUAGACCCACCACCUUCAGAUCCAAACAGACACAGUUUCCUGAUUCACGUUCUUCAGACGAUCCUGCACUUGCUGCAGGUGUCUCUGGGCUACAUGCUGAUGCUGUGCGUCAUGUCCUACAACUUCUGGAUCUUUAUCGGUGUCGUCAUAGGCUCCACCCUCGGUUAUUUCAUCUCUUUCCCACUCAUUGAUCAGAUCUGAUGGUACGGAAGAUUCAGACAGGACUUCUAUGUUUUUGCUGUAAUAAAUGGGGAAACUCACACUGA
Messenger RNA from Cheilinus undulatus (humphead wrasse), 717 nucleotides. RefSeq names its product solute carrier family 31 member 2 (gene slc31a2). Gene Ontology annotation, biological process: copper ion transmembrane transport. Gene Ontology annotation, molecular function: copper ion transmembrane transporter activity. The record is from RefSeq and is a predicted model, not a curated record. Gene Ontology annotation, cellular component: membrane. The transcript has 4 exons. NCBI's taxonomy places the organism in Eukaryota, Metazoa, Chordata, Actinopteri, Labriformes, Labridae. The coding region runs from base 185 to 652 and encodes 155 amino acids.